GAUGACUUUCUCAUGAUGUCACAGCCCUAAUUGAUGGGGUUGCUAUGGAGACGGGAUGACGGCGAGGAGGGGCAGCUGACGCGGUUGUAGGAAUGGAAGGAGACGAAUGUUUCUGGUACAGGAUGAUGCAUCAAAGAAGGAUGAGUUUUCAGAUCUGGUGAGACGUCAGCUGCCAUCUGAAGGCCGGGAAGCGUUUUUGGUGACCAGGAGGCUCGGGAUUGGCCCAGCGAUGAGUCAUGUUAGAAGAAGCGAUUGAUCGUUUUUAUUAUUGCGUUCUCACCGGUUUCCAAGAAGGAUGAAGCACUCUGGGUCAGGGCCUGGCUCCGAUUCCUGAGCUUUGCAGGAGCUUGCACCUAUCGGCACCCAGGUUCUGGGGUCAGAUCCAGUCCUAGCUUUGUCUGCAUGGAGUGUGCAUGUCCUCCCAUGUGUGGUGAAUCCUCCAAGUGCUCUGCUUUUCUUCCACAACCUGAAGACAUACUGAAUGAGGACCUGAAGCCUAUCACCCCCUCCAGAACUUCUAUUCAUUAGUCUGUAUAAUUGGCACAUCCCUCCCGCUGACCGCCAUGUCGGGCGCCUCUGUGAAAGUGGCCGUGCGGGUUCGACCUUUCAAUUCCAGGGAGCUCGGCAAGGACUCAAAAUGCAUCAUCCAGAUGCAAGGCAACUCAACCAGUAUUAUUAACCCAAAGAAUCCUAAAGAACCAGCAAAAAGUUUCAGCUUUGAUUAUUCAUACUGGUCUCACACUUCGCCGGAAGAUCCUUCCUUUGCAUCCCAAAACCGCGUCUACAAUGACAUUGGAAAGGAAAUGCUGGAACAUGCCUUUGAGGGCUACAAUGUUUGUAUAUUUGCUUAUGGACAGACUGGUGCUGGCAAAUCCUAUACUAUGAUGGGCAAGCAGGAAGAGACUCAAGCUGGCAUCAUUCCCCAGCUAUGCGAGGACCUUUUUGAGAAAAUCAAUGACAAUAAUGACGAUGAGGUGUCCUUCUCGGUAGAGGUUAGCUACAUGGAAAUUUACUGUGAGAGAGUCCGAGACCUGCUGAACCCCAAAAACAAAGGCAACCUUCGUGUCAGGGAACACCCGCUGCUGGGGCCCUAUGUGGAAGACCUAUCCAAGCUGGCUGUCACCUCAUACACUGAUAUUGCCGACCUGAUGGACGCAGGAAACAAGGCCAGAACGGUAGCCGCCACAAACAUGAACGAGACCAGCAGCCGCUCCCACGCAGUCUUUACCAUUGUUUUUACCCAAAAGAAACUCGACAUAGACACCAACCUCUCCACUGAGAAGGUCAGUAAAAUAAGUCUGGUAGAUUUGGCCGGAAGUGAAAGAGCCGAUUCCACGGGAGCAAAAGGAACGCGGCUAAAAGAAGGUGCUAAUAUCAACAAAUCUCUGACCACUUUGGGGAAAGUCAUCUCUGCUUUGGCAGAAGUGGAUAACUGCCCGAGCAAGAGUAAAAAGAAAAAGAAGUCGGAUUUCAUUCCCUACCGAGAUUCUGUGCUCACCUGGCUGCUGCGGGAAAAUUUGGGUGGAAAUUCCCGUACUGCUAUGGUGGCCGCUCUAAGUCCAGCCGAUAUCAACUACGAUGAAACACUCAGUACACUAAGAUAUGCAGAUCGUGCUAAACAGAUCAAAUGUAACGCUAUUAUCAAUGAAGAUCCCAACGCUAAACUGGUACGUGAGCUUAAGGAUGAAGUGUCGCGUUUGAAGGAACUGUUGAGGGCACAGGGCCUGGGCGAUAUCAUCGACAUUGAUUCUAUUGAGGAAAAUUUUCCUGGAGUGAAAUCUCUCCCUUCUGUGGCGUGCCUUCCUUUGUCAGAUAUCAACGACAACCAGAACCUUAAGAAUAAAUACUUGCUAGCCAAUGAAAAUCAACGACCUGGGCAUUUCUCCACAGCCUCCAUGGGCUCGCUGGCCUCUUCCCCCUCAUCCUGCUCUCUCAGUAGCCAGGUGGGCCUGAACACCGUGACGAGUAUCCAGGAGAGGAUUAUGUCCACACCAGGAGGAGAGGAAGCCAUUGAACGCCUUAAGGAAUCAGAGAAAAUUAUCGCCGAGCUCAACGAAACCUGGGAGGAAAAACUUCGAAAAACAGAAGCAAUCCGCAUGGAAAGGGAGGCGUUACUGGCAGAGAUGGGUGUGGCCAUACGAGAGGAUGGAGGAACAUUGGGUGUCUUUUCUCCGAAAAAGACUCCUCACCUCGUUAACCUUAAUGAAGAUCCUCUCAUGUCGGAGUGCCUUUUGUAUUACAUCAAAGAUGGUAUCACCAGGGUUGGUCAGUCAGAAGCAGAAAGGCGACAGGAUAUCGUGCUAAGCGGCGCCCAUAUUAAAGAAACACAUUGCAUAUUCCGCAGUGAGAGGAUGCCCAAUGGAGAAGUUGUUGUCACAUUGGAGCCAUGUGAGCAUUCAGAGACUUACGUCAAUGGAAAGCGGGUUGUCCUUCCCGUACAGCUGCGUUCCGGGAACCGAAUCAUUAUGGGUAAGAACCACGUUUUCCGUUUCAACCACCCUGAGCAGGCCAGGGCAGAGAGAGAGAAGACGCCAUCAGCAGAGACGCCCUCGGAGCCUGUGGAUUGGACGUUUGCCCAGCGUGAGCUUUUGGAGAAACAGGGCAUUGAUAUGAAACAGGAGAUGGAGAAAAGGCUUCAGGAAAUGGAAAUUUUGUACAAAAAGGAGAAGGAAGAAGCAGAUCUCCUCCUGGAGCAGCAGAGACUGGAUUAUGAAAGCAAACUGCUGGCCCUUCAGAAGCAAGUGGAGACCCGUUCACUGACUGCAGAGACCACCGAGGAAGAGGAUGAGGAGGAAGAGGAAGUGCCCUGGACACAGCACGAGUAUGAUCUGGCAGAGUGGGCAUUUAAGAAAUGGAAACACCAUCAGUUCACAUCCUUAAGGGAUCUGCUGUGGGGAAAUGCCAUCUACCUGAAAGAAGCCAACGCCAUUAGCGUGGAGCUGAAGAAGAAGGUCCAGUUUCAGUUUGUGCUGCUGACGGACACGCUUUAUUCCCCUCUACCUCCGGAGCUGCUUCCGCCUGAAGCUGAAAAACUUGCAGAGGACCAACCCUUCCCACGCACCGUGGUUGCUGUGGAGGUGCAGGACCUGAAAAAUGGGGCUACUCACUACUGGUCAAUGGAUAAACUUAGAAUGAGGUUGGAUCAAAUGCGGGAAAUGUACGACCGGGCGGGAGAAAUGGCCUCUCAUGUGCAGGAUGAUUCUGACGCUGGAAUAAAUGGCGGUGACCCGUUUUACGAUCGUUUCCACUGGUUCAAGCUUGUCGGCAGUUCACCCAUAUUCCACGGCUGCGUCAACGAGCGGCUGGCAGACCGCACCCCAUCCCCCACCUUUUCAACAGCGGACUCAGACAUCACAGAGCUGGCCGAUGAACAGCAGGACCAAAUGGACGACUUUGAUGACGAGCCUUCUGUGGACGACACUAGCUCAGAUGUCGGCAAUGAGGAAGGAUCGGAUCUGUUCAGCGAUGGGCAGGACCCGUUUUACGACCGCUCUGCUUGGUUCAUUUUAGUAGGAAGAGCAUUUGUUUAUCUCAGUAACCUGUUCUUCCCGGUUCCUUUGGUCCAUCGGGUGGCCAUAGUGAGUGAGAAGGGGGAUGUACGCGGUUUCUUGCGUGUUGCAGUACAAGCAAUAGCAGGAGACGAGGAAGCUCCAGAUUAUGGUUCUGGAAUACGACAGUCCGGGACCGCUAAGAUCUCCUUUGACAAUGAUUACUUCAAUAAGUACGACAUGACAUCCACAGUCCUCACCCGCUCGGGGCUGUCACUGGAAGAACUGCGCAUCGUGGAAGGGCAGGGUCAGAAUUCGGAAAUGAACACUCCUAUGGAGGAGGUGAACCGACUGGCCGAGAUGGACAUGAAAUCAGGCAGCCUCUUAGAUGGAAAAAUGAUGAUGGAAGGCUUCUCUGAAGAUGUAGGGGAACACCUGAAGAUCGGCAGUGUCUUCACCUUCCGUGUCACCGUCCUGCAAGCCAGUGGCAUUCCACCAGAAUAUGCCGAUAUCUUCUGUCAGUUCAAUUUCCUCCAUCGGCACGAUGAGGCCUUUUCUACAGAACCCCUGAAAAAUAACGGGCGUGGGAAUCCGCUGGGUUUCUACCAUGUACAAAAUAUUGCUGUAGAAGUGACUGAAUCCUUUGCAGAAUACAUCAAGACCAAACCCAUUGUAUUUGAAGUAUUUGGACAUUACCAGCAGCAUCCAUUUCACCUGCAGGGUCAGGAUCUCAGUCCAGCACAGCCAUCCCGGCGUUACUUUCCCUCACCGAUGCCCCUCUCCAAGCCGGUUCCGGCCACCAAACUCAAUCCUCUGAACAAGACAAGUCUCGGGCAGAGCGUCAGCAAAUACGACCUAUUGGUGUGGUUUGAGAUCAGCGAACUUGAGCCAACGGGGGAGUACAUCCCGGCCGUGGUAGAUCACUCUGGAGGACUGUCCUGUCAAGGAACCUUCCUGCUACACCAGGGCAUCCAGCGUAGAAUCACAGUGACUAUAAUUCAUGAGAAAGGCAACGAAUUGCACUGGAAGGAUGUAAGAGAACUGGUGGUAGGGAGAGUACGGAACAAAACCGAGGUGGACGAGUCUCCAGCAGAUGCUGUUCUUUCCCUCAACAUCAUAUCCGCCAAAUACCUCAAAUCUCACAGCUCCAGCAGGACCUUUUAUCGGUUCGAGGCUGUAUGGGACAGCUCCUUGCACAACUCCCUACUCCUUAAUAGAGUCACUCCCUAUGGAGAGAAGAUCUAUAUGACACUUUCAGCUUACUUAGAGCUUGAUCAUUGUAUCCAGCCAGCAGUGAUUACAAAAGAUGUGUGUAUGGUCUUUUAUUCUCGUGAUGCCAAAAUCUCCCCUCCUCGAUCCCUGCGCAGUCUCUUUGGCAGCGGAUAUUCAAAGACUCCUGACUGUAACAGAGUAACUGGAAUCUAUGAACUGAGUUUGUGCAAAAUGGCUGACACAGGAAGUCCUGGAAUGCAGCGAAGGAGAAGGAAAAUUUUGGACACUUCAGUGGCUUAUGUCCGUGGAGAGGAGAACCUGGCUGGGUGGAGACCUCGAGGUGACAGUUUGAUCCUGGAACACCAGUGGGAGCUGGAGAAAAUGGAGCAGCUCCACGAGGUGGAGAAAACUCGGCACCUCCUUUUGCUCAGAGAGAAACUUGGAGACAGCAUUCCCAAAUCCCUGAGCGAGUCCAUCUCACCAAGCCUCAGUAGCGGGACCCUCAGCACCUCCACCAGCAUCUCCUCUCAGAUCUCCACCACCACCUUCGAAAGUGCCAUCACCCCCAGCGAGAGCAGCGGAUACGACUCCACCGAUGUUGAAAGCCUGGUGGAUCGCGAGAAGGAGCUCGCCAGCAAGUGUCUCAGACUACUCACUCAUACAUUUAACCGGGAGCUGACCGCGGUGUGCAACAGCAUCAGUGAUUGUAAGCUGUCCGAUAUCUCCCCGAUUGGACGUGACCCAUCUGUCUCAAGCUUCAGCAGCGCCACCCUGACACCCUCCUCCACCUGCCCAUCCCUGGCAGAAUCCAGAUGCAGCUCUGUGGACCAGAAAACGCCAGAAGCCAACUCCCGUGCCUCCAGCCCCUGCAUGGAAUUCGAACAAUUUCAGUUGGUGCCCACAGUGGAGACGUCAUACCUGGCGCGUGCCGGGAAGAACGAAUUUCUCAAUCUUGUGCCCGACAUUGAAGAGCUGAGACCUGGCUCGGUGGUCUCCAAAAAGGGUUACCUGAACUUCAAGGAGCCUCAUUCCCAUUCCUGGGCCAAGCACUACGUCAUCGUGCGCCGCCCAUACGUCUUCAUCUACAACAGCGAUAAGGAUCCUGUGGAGAGAGGCCUUAUUAACCUGUCCACCGCCCAGGUUGAGUACAGUGAGGACCAGCAGGCUAUGCUUAAGAGCCCGAACAUAUUUGCUGUGGUCACCAAGCACCGUGGAAUCCUUCUGCAAGCUAUCAACGAUAAAGAUAUGAACGACUGGCUUUAUGCCUUCAACCCUCUGCUCGCUGGUACAAUACGGUCAAAAUUAGCGCGCCGCCGUUCUCUCGCCAUCAACUACUGAGCAGCUCCACCCCUUUUCCUCCAGAUAUGAAGUGUUACCUCCCUUUUUGUGAUUCUUAACUGUUUCUCUUGUCUGUAAACCUGUGGCUUUCUCCCGCCUCCUCCUCUUUCUGUGCUCAAAACGAACCCAAAACGCAUGUGGCCGAACAAGAAGAAAAGACAGAGAGAAACGGACUACUGACUCCCCUCUUUUCUUCUGGACAUGUCCCCUUCCCCCUCUUCCAGCCCCAUCCCAGCAGUUUCUAGUGUCUGUAGUGUAGUACGUCCGUCAGAAGAUGCAUUCUUUUUGCAUUUUUUUCCUUACUUUUUUUAUUUGCCAUUGGUUUUGUGAGUUUUUUGGAACCUUGAGAUGUUCCUGUCCUCCUUUAACCCCCCCCCCCACUCAACCUGCUGCUAAUGAUCCUGGGGAGGGCAGGAGGUACCCCCUUAUACAGCUUUCUCUGUCUCUUCUACUACCACCAUGGUUCCAGCCCUGCUCUACACCGGGGUUUGACGGGUGUCAUGGCUGGGCGGUGGCAAAUUCCAAACAUCACAUUCAAAUUCUCCUUGCCCAGGGACUUCAUUGCCAUCGCUAAGCUUAACGUCUGGGCAGAGCGGCCUGCCGCGCUUGUUCUUUAUCUGCGGUACGGCAGACCACCUCGCGUGCUACAAAGGAAAACACGGAGACUCGUACAAGAGUGCCCUUCGCCACUGGUGUUUAUCUUACUGCACAAAGAAAGAUUUUUUUGUUUUUGUUUGGGGUUUCAAGGAUGAAGGAAAAAAUGCUGCUUAUUUUGUUUUUUAUCUUUUUAUUUUUUUAAAUUUUUGUCAUUAGGAAGUCACACGGAUCAAAACGAGCAGGAAAACAAAUCGGCAACCAUUUUUUUUCCUUCGACUGUCUCAGGCAUAAAAGUUCUGAAAGUUGGUUUGUGGGCGCUCCAAAGUGCUGGGCUGACCGCUGGGCCUUUUUUUCACCAAAACUGGGCUGUUUUCACGACGGGGAGGAGUCAUGUGACCAUGAGAGCUUCAUCUUCAAUAACCCAUUCUUGGCAGGUUCCUGUAAAAAAGAAAAAAAAAAUCUGCACACCACUUUCA
Molecule: messenger RNA, 7111 nt
Organism: Rana temporaria (common frog)
Lineage: Eukaryota; Metazoa; Chordata; Amphibia; Anura; Ranidae
Gene: KIF1B
Product: kinesin family member 1B
Exons: 49
Coding region: 564-6038 (1824 amino acids)
Biological process (GO): cytoskeleton-dependent intracellular transport; microtubule-based movement; vesicle-mediated transport
Cellular component (GO): cytoplasmic vesicle; microtubule; dendrite
Molecular function (GO): ATP hydrolysis activity; ATP binding; plus-end-directed microtubule motor activity
Source: RefSeq, a predicted model, not a curated record